AUGGAAUCUUGUCAUGUGACUAGCUGGGUCUCGCUUGCCACCAGCCCACACAAAAUAUUUUGGUGCGUAAUUUGAACUUGUCUUGACAACUCCUCGCAACUUCACUAACCAGCAGACAACACACCGCCGGACAAGAUGAAGUUCCUCAAGGUCGGCCGAGUCGCCAUCAUCACCCGCGGCAGAUACGCCGGAAAGAAGGUUGUCAUCAUCCAGCCCGUUGACAACGGCAACAAGCCUCACCCUUUCGGCCACGCCCUGGUUGCCGGCAUUGAGCGAUACCCCUCCAAGAUCACCCGCCGCAUGUCCAAGACCCGUCAGGAGAAGCGAAACAAGAUCAAGCCUUUCAUCAAGGUCAUCAACUACAACCACUUGAUGCCCACUCGCUACACCCUGGAGCUCGAGGGCCUCAAGGGCGCCGUCUCCAACGACACCUUCAAGGAGGUUUCCCAGCGCGAGGAUGCCAAGAAGACUGUCAAGAAGGUGCUCGAGGAGCGAUACACCAGCGGCAAGAACCGAUGGUUCUUCACCCCUCUCAAGUUUUAAAAGAAAAGGAAUCGUUUCUCCAUCACGGUUAGGGAGUUGGCGGGAUGUACAGAGCAUCGAUGGCAUUAAGGAACGCCGGUUUUUAUGGGCUCAAUAUGAAGUUUCUUAAAUCACAACCAGAUCUCUACUUGCCGCGUGAUUGUAGCGUCAAUAUACAACGCGGAUCGGCCGGACGUGUUGUCCUGACCGAAGGAUACCACUGGCGGCGUUCAAUGAAUUGAUGCCAUCAAUGAGGUGUUGAGUAGACCUUGAGGACUUUUUCUUGACGGUUGAAUGCCUACGAGGUUUACCAAAUCCAUAACAUGAAUUGAAAUUUACCGUCAAAACGUUCAUUACUACGUUCACACAUAUACAGAACCCGGUGAAACGAAAGGGAAAAUAGAUCAAUGAACUUUUGUUAUGGUGGGUUUUGUUUAACCGUUUCGUUUCUACAUGUCUAUGGCCAAACGCCGUCUAGAGUUACACAUCAAUUAGACCUUUCGUGAUGCGGUUCAUGCAUGAAACCGCUACCUCGCGCUCUGCGCCCAGCUCUAUGGCUUUACACUUCAUAAGACCCUCCCUUCCCCAAUCAAACAGAAUAUAUCAAAAGAUCUCCAAUCCACAGA
Molecule: messenger RNA, 1148 nt
Organism: Fusarium verticillioides 7600
Lineage: Eukaryota; Fungi; Ascomycota; Sordariomycetes; Hypocreales; Nectriaceae
Product: 60S ribosomal protein L27-A
Exons: 3
Coding region: 136-543 (135 amino acids)
Biological process (GO): translation
Cellular component (GO): cytosolic large ribosomal subunit; ribosome
Molecular function (GO): structural constituent of ribosome
Source: RefSeq, a predicted model, not a curated record